This is a messenger RNA of Brassica rapa (field mustard), 3369 nucleotides long. RefSeq names its product WAT1-related protein At3g18200. Gene Ontology annotation, cellular component: membrane. Gene Ontology annotation, molecular function: transmembrane transporter activity. NCBI's taxonomy places the organism in Eukaryota, Viridiplantae, Streptophyta, Magnoliopsida, Brassicales, Brassicaceae. The record is from RefSeq and is a predicted model, not a curated record.
GGGGGAUGUUGACCAAGGUGAGAGAAACAUGCUACUAGUUGUCUUUAGUUUUGGUUCAAUAUUCAUAUGCUCUUUAUUGCUAUUAAAGCAGUGGGGGCAACCCAGGCUUGAAGAAACAACUAAUGAGAUGAUAAGCAGUAACUUGUAUUGAGUGAUUUUAGAACAUGAUUAAUGGAGGAUUCUUAUGGUGGGAUUCUUAACGGAAUAUAAGAACUCCUAUUAAUCAUGCUUUUAAAACUAGGGAUCAAGCCUUGUAAGAGUUUCCCCUGUUACAAAGUGACUUAAAAUUUGAGCCCAUGCUGAUGGCUAGAGCCCACAAUGGACUCUGCUCUUCUUAUUUGAGCCAGAAAGUUAGUUUGCAUGUUGCACUAAAUAAUGGAAGAGAGAGAGAAAGAUUUGAAUGUGUUUUGCUUCUGUCUGCUUAUUUCAUGGCAAAACAAAUCGAAUUGGCUGUGAAACGGUACCACCAACUCAGUUAGUUGACUUUAGGCUGUUUCAUUGUAUCCUUGUGAAUUUGUAAUUAAUGACACUCAUUUGCUCACCAAACCUGGUUGUCGUGUUUGUAUGAUCAUAUACUGAUUCGGUUGAUCUUUCUAUCCUGUUUCUAGAUGAACACACAAGUCAUCUUCAUUCAAUACUUGAUUCUACGUGAUCUCAUUGAUUAUUCUUAAACGAAAGAAAAGGAAGGAUUUGAUAUCUCUGUGUUUGCCCGUUUGUCGAUGAUCUUUGUGAUCUGAUGAUUAUUUUUGUUUAUAUGUAUCAAUAGGUUUUUCAUAUCGUGAGCUGAAAUAUGGAGAGAAUCUUGCAUGUGUCCCACUAAGAGAAAAGAAGUACAGAGUACAAGUUUACUUCAAUUAUUUUUAUAUAAAAAUAUAACAGAAUAGUUUCCUUGUCAGUUGUCACAUUGAAAAUUAGUGAAAGCUAUAUUCAACAUAUAUAUCGGGAACAAUGUGAAGUGAUAAUAGUUUUUAUAUUGAAGCUGAUUAAUGGUACAUUUGCCUGUAGCCGUUUUUAGAAUCUAAUGACAUGAACAAUGAGCAAGUUAACUGAAUAAACGGUGGUUGCUCCUUGAAUAUUUAUUUAUUGAUGAACUUAUUAAUCCAAUUAUUAAUAUCAAAUGGGAUUGGUUAUUGAUGGUUUUCCACAUUGAAGACAAGAUGCCUAAUUGUGAGGUUAGUCACAUGCUAAUUUGAUUUCAUAAAGGUAUUAUUACAAAAGAUAAUCAACUAUAACAGAAAUGCAUGUACACAUGAAUGCGUAAGAAAACAAGAUUCUCUUCACUAUUUCAUUUUUUUGGGACCCGAAAUGUUUAAAAUGAUACAUGAAUGCGCAUGCCUUAUCGUAACUCAUAGUUAAGGAGAGUUGUAUCAUUGUCACGGUCGUGUUAUAGUCCAAAUUUAGUGUAUGAGGGAAUUGUACAUUAAAUAUGGGUGAACUACUAUCAACAUACAUACAUGUAUCCCUACAUAUCUAAGUCACAUAAACAUUCAACCUCCAAAUCGUAUUAUUAUAGUCCAACAAUCACUUAAAUCAUCAUUACUCAUAAUCAUUGAUUACAAAUAAAUUAAGUGACCCACUUGAAGUAAUGAUGUACCAUCCUGUGUUACCCCCUAAACUCAAUACCCCUCCAAAUUGUUUAUUAUAAUCAGUAAUAAUUCUUUUCUUUUGUAAAUCUCAGGUCUACCACGACACUCAUUCAUAUAAAAGGCAACCUUUAGUAUGCUAUCAAACAUAAAAAAGAAGAGCCCAAAAAGAAGAAGAAGAAAAAUGGGGAAAGUAGUGUCAGAGAAGAUGAAGCUUGUGGUGGCAUUGAUCACACUUCAGUUCUGUUUUGCAGGCUUCCACAUUGUCUCAAGAGUUGCUCUUAACAUUGGUGUCAGCAAAGUUGUGUACCCUGUUUACAGGAACCUUCUUGCCCUUCUCCUUAUUGGUCCCUUCGCUUACUUCCUCGAAAAAAAGGAAAGGCCUCCACUCACUAUCUCUUUACUAGUUCAGUUUUUCCUCUUGGCACUCAUUGGAAUCACAGCAAACCAAGGAUUCUAUCUAUUGGGACUGUACUAUGCAACUCCAACGUUUGCUUCCGCAAUGCAGAACUCUGUUCCUGCCAUCACUUUUAUCAUGGCUUGUUCCCUAAGGUUAGAGAACAUAGACCUGGUAAGGAAACACGGUGUGGCCAAAGUAUUGGGAACCCUAGUCAGCAUCGGUGGAGCUACAGUGAUCACACUGUACAGAGGAUUUCCGAUCUUUCACAAGAGCCAUAACAUGCACGAGGAGGAGAGGGUGGAAACUAACUCAUCGUACAACUGGUCACUCGGAUGGUUAUACCUAAUGGGGCAUUGUCUGUCAUGGGCUGGUUGGAUGGUUCUUCAAGCUCCUGUUCUGAAGAAGUACCCAGCAAAGCUUACGUUAACAUCGUUCACUUGUUUCUUCGGUCUGGUUCAGUUCCUAGUCAUUUCUCUGUUUGUGGAAACUGAUCUCAAUAACUGGAUCAUCGUGUCUUGGGAAGAGCUCUUCACCAUCCUAUAUGCGGGAAUAAUAGCGUCAGGGUUGGUGGUUUAUCUUCAAACAUGGUGUAUCUACAAAGGCGGUCCUGUCUUUGUCGCAGUCUUUCAGCCUCUCCAGACACUUCUUGUAGCUGCAAUGGCGUUUAUUGUUCUUGGUGACCAGUUGUACUCUGGAAGGAUUGUUGGUGCAGUGUUCAUAAUGCUGGGACUCUACUUAGUUCUUUGGGGCAAAAACGAAGAAAGAAGACAGGUGCUUGAAGAGACUAGUCAACAAGAUCCAGAGUCUCUGACCAAACAUCUUCUUGAGGCACACGACAAGAAGACUAAUGCUGAAUCUGAAGUGUAAAAGUUUACACUAUGCAAUAUUUCUCUGUACAUACACACAUGAACUUGAUCAAAACACACAGGCUCCUCUAGUGGGUCUCUCAUACAAUGUAUAUUCUAGUUGUUUAUUUUUGAGUUGCAAUCAAAAACUGGGUUGCGCAAUAAAUCAAUGAAUAAAUGAAAAAUAUAUAAUUGAAUCAAGUCGACAAUGGAGAACCAAGUUGUCGUUUAAGUCAUGGUUUUGUCUGGUUGUUGACAGACCAAUGUGCUGGAGAAACUCAUGUUCAUGCAACUAUGUACAAUUAAGCUUCUAUACAACGAAUCUGUAACAUUUGUGACCAAGUCUGUGUCCCAGACAUUGAACUGAUUCUACUUCUAUUUUGAAAAUAUGACCAAAUCAUAAUCACCAAUCACCAUAAUAAGCAAAACGAGAAAUCUUGAUAUCAAGUCAAUAGAAAGAAAACAAAUAAACUUAGCACUAAACCACAAAGAAAACCACUUAGGUGAAAGAAAAGAGGGUCUAAGUUCAACAACCAUUACG